ACUAAUAACAAAGUUCAAAUUCAAACAAUUAAAUCUAACAAUGAUAGAUCUAUAUGUCAUUGUAUAUUGACAAAAAACUUUGUUAUUUCUUGUAUACAAGAAUACAACUGAACUUACAAAAAUACAAGUCCAAGUUACGCCAAGUAAUGAAGUAUUGAAUUAACAAAGUUUGGAUUAUAUAAUUUUUUUUUUUAAAGAAUGAAAUAGAAUUUUUCAGUGAGUGUCUUCUAUCCCUGAAGAAAUGCAGAGAUAAUGUCCUGCAUAAAGCAGGUCCUUUAGUCUUUUUUUUUUAAAGUACAUCACCUGAAUUUAGAUACAACUGUUGAAAUAUCUACUUUCUAGUCCUGAAACAUGAUCUAAAGGUAUUUUGUUUGCAAUGUGAGCACAUAGUGUCAAUAAUAUUCUACUCAGAUACCAUGAGCAGUGGCCUGAGCAGGCAACCUGAAGUCUAUGAAUAACUAUCUAGAUCACAUUAGAUCACCAAAUUGAAGCCCAUUGUUGAAUAUGGCAGAGGGUCAGCAAGAAACGCAGUUAAUUGCUAAAUAUGACUACAAGGCUGAAAAUACUCAAGAACUGAGUAUGCGCAAAGGAGAUCGACUAUUGCUUGUUGAUGAUACCAAAGAUUGGUGGAAAGUUCGGUCGCCUGAGACAGGGAAAGAAGGGUUUGUGCCUUCCAAUUUCGUGAAGAUUGUCAAGCCAAAAACAUCUCUUUUCUCAACUAUUCUAAAAAAGCAUGUACCAAAAAAGAAAUCCGACACAAACAAACCUUUACCUUCACACUCAAGUCCUGUGUUGAACAAUGGUGAUAGCAUUAGAGCCAGGCCUAAUGCCAAUAACUCUAACAUCACAACUGAGACUUAUCAGCUAGGCCAGUGUGUGCCAGCCUGUGCCAAAUACUUCUACACUGCUCAGAGAGCUGAUGAGAUAUCUCUAUCCAAAGGAGAGAGAAUCAUGGUCAUAGAGAAGUCGAGUGAUGGCUGGUGGAGGGGCAGGAAAGAUGAUGGAAGUGUCGGCUGGUUUCCGUCCAAUUAUGUUGAAGAAGUCAGUUCUGGGGGAGGCAAUGCCUCAGACAGCAAUGCUCUAUAUUUCACAGCGGCUGAAGCCAGAUCUCACUCCUCCCCUUCCCACAGUUCUACAGACAUUGUUCUUGCAUUGUACUCAUUCACAGGCAAAAAUUCUGGGGAGUUGAGCUUUGAGAAAGGAGAGAGACUUGAAGUGGUGGUGGCGGAGCCUGAUUCAGACUGGUUGUCAGUGCGGAACUCAAGAGGGGAGACAGGGGUGGUGCCGGCUAACUAUGUCACCCCAGCUCCCAGCUCUGGGGAAGAGGGAAGUGAUCGGGGCACGUCAACGUCCUCAUCAAACCCCCAGUCCCAGUCUCAGUCCAUUUCUUCCAUCUCGAACACCUCUAUUGCUGCUCUUGCUCUGGCUGGACGUAAACAGUUUCAGGUGUCAGGUCCACUUGCAGACAAAGAGUGGUACUAUGGUAAGAUUUCACGUAACCAAUGUGAGGAUAUUUUAACAAAGUUUGCUGUGGAUGGCGACUUUCUCAUUCGAGACAGUGAAUCAACAGCAGGACAUUUCACAGUAUCUCUUAAAGCUCCUGGAAGAAAUAAACAUUUUCGUGUCAAAAAUACAUCUGGUGUUUUGGAAAUAGGUCAACAGCGGUUUACAAACUUGGAUGACCUUAUAGAGCACUACAAAAAACAUCCAAUCUUCAAGCAGGAGGCAGAAAAAUUGUAUCUUGUCAAACCAUUUAUCUGCCCGUCUUCGCAAGAUAAUUAGUCACUAAGGAAAAAGCCUCUAAAAUGUCAUGUCUGUAUUAUAACUUGUGUUUAAAAGAGCACUAGCUGGACAGUGGAAUUGUAAUUUAUUGAACUGUACAAUAGAAACAUGUUAGAUGAACUUUGUUGACAAAUUAUAAAUGUACAGUCUCGUCUCAGCAGACAGGGUUUAUUAUCAGUGUAUGUAUUUGUAGGUCAACUAACUCAUUCCUUUUUCAAGUUUGGAUUGCUACACUUAACUUUAAUAGAAAGUUAUAAGCUCAACUUUUUGACUAGCUGUCUUAAAUCAACAGUUCACUAUUGUCUUGUACUGACUAGACCUGCAUAGACUCAAGCAUCCACUAAUUGAUGAAUUAGAAAUAUAUUUUGGUAUAUAAACAAUAUAAUUAAAUCUGGAAUGUUCAGUUCUAAAGCCAAAAUCAUUAACACACAGCCUUCAAAAAAUGGCUGUUUGUAGAAAUGUAUGGCUAUUGCCAUUACAUGAUCUAUAAAUCUAUUACAGAGGUUUAAUCUGUUUCUGUGACAAGUGUUUUUGCUGCUUUUGAGAAAAAAAUAUAUAAAUUGUUAUUAUGCUGCUUGACAAAUCUCACUUUAAAAUUUCUUACAAAUCUCUUAAGAAAAAUGAUAAUUUUAUAGUGACAGGUGUAGCUCUAGACCCCCAUGAUGGCCAUCCUAAUGUUGAGUAAUCAAUAGUCAAUCCAACCAAUGUAUCUUGGUUAGCUGAAGGUAUGAUGUGUAUGUUUAGAUCUGAAAUGUUCAGUGUUGUUCCUUUUCUUCCUUCUUGUGUGGACAUUUUAGACAUGAAAAGUAGCUUCCCAAACCUUUUGUUAAGUUAUGUCAGAAAAGGAACUCUCCAAACCAUGAAGCAUUUUAAUUUUUAAAAAAAAAAAGUGUUGAAUUAAAAAAAAAAUUGGGACAUAGCAAUUUUGUUAACAUUCUUCAAUUGUUAUUUUCUUAGAAUGUUAUUGCAUCUAUCAUAUUAUAGCGAUACCUCUUUAGGGUGUGAGUAUACUUUGUCUACUGUUGUUUCUGGAGCUUUUUGGAAUAUCAUUAUUAAGUUAUGAGAGCUGUGUCUCUUAAAAGCAAACUAAAUGUUCACCUUGUUUUGCAGGGCAUACUCCAUAAAUCCAUUUUUGUAGUCUGCAGCAGUUGUUUUUGUUUUUUUUCUUCAGAAAUUAACAUUUGUUUAAACGACCAAUUUCUAAUCCAGUCAUAUUGAUGUUUUCUCUCCCUUUGAACCUGUUGAUCAAUGUACUGUAUAAGUGUUGAACAAAGCAACUCAAAGUGGUGUGCUGUGUAUGAAAGGAUGAUUGUUUUAUAGCUUGAACAGAUUAUUUUUUUGUUCUUUUUGGUUGUAAUAUUUCAUUGCCAUGUGAAAUGAAAAGGAUUGCUUUAUGUUAGUGUCAGAAUUAGGUUUUCAUGUCCUGUGUUCAUCUUGCCCUUUGUUGGACUUCAAAAAUCACAUAAAGUUUUUGCAAAUCAAAUCAUCGCUUACUUUUUGAACCCAUGAAAUGCCAAGAAAACAAAUUGUUGAAUAAUGAGUGGUUUGAGGAACAGACUACGGUAAUUCAAAUGCCAUCUCAUCAACUGUUCUCCUUUAGGUGUUCUAUUUAUUUGACAGGGUCCUGGCUUUGUUCUUAAUUGUAUUAUUUUUGUUGUUGUUGAAGGCAAUGGUUUGAAGAGGGAGGGAGGUUCUACUUUUGUUCACUGUGUGCCUUUUGUUGAUUUGUAUUUCUUCACUGCUUUCUUUUCUACGGUUUUGAAUUGUAUGUACCGUCUGUGACCUACUUAAAACCUGUACAUCUAUGAGCUAUGUUUUUUUGAAUUGACAUGAUAUAUCUAUGUAUUACAUGUACUGGGUUAUGUAGAAUGAACAAGGUUUUAUCCAUAUUACUUAGCAUGUUAUCUCAGCUAAAGCCUCGCUGCUUUUGUUCACAUAAUUAUGUUUUAAAUUUGUACAAUGAUCAGUGGUGUCAGAAGAGUUUUAAGCUGAUUAUACUAUUUCAGUUCCUCUAGUUCAACAGUAUCCCCCUUAGAAUCUGAUCAAUUCAGAUUUAUAAACAGGUUGAAUGGAAUCCUAGGUGUUCAUUAAUUUGUUCAGUCUCCCUCUUCUUGUCAAGCUGUUUCUUUUUGCAUUUAUUUUUCUUGUCAUCAAAUAGAAAGAAAAAACAAAAUCAAGAAAGUGUUUUUUGUAGUAUUUUAUUUCAAACUAUGUAAAUAAACCAAUUUUUAAAUAAAAAAUUGGUACCACUCUUGGCAUCUGAAGUGGAAGAUUAAUGUGGGUCGAACCCUUUAUUUAAUCUCUCAUAAAUUGAUAGUUUCUGUUCAAAGUAUUCACUGAAAAGUGAUUCAAGUAGACAUCAUGCACCUAAUAGUGUUAAUGAACAUCUUAAAACAUCUUCUAGCAUGGCAAACUAGCUCUUAUGUACCAAAUACAGAUUUCUACCUCUGGAUAUUGUUUCAAUCUGCCAGAUAAGUCAUGUUUUUUUUCAUUGUUCACUUUCCAAGUAUCUUAUGUCACAUUAAGUUAUUUGAAAUAUUUUUUUUCUAAUUGAAUUAAAAUGACCAACUACCGGCAGUAAAAGCCAGUGUACUGUGUAGGGAUAUUCUGAGGAAAUAAUUUAAAAUAUUGCUGUGUUUGAAUCUUGCUUGUUUCUUGUUAGUUCUAUCCCCCAUUGUUUCCCUUUGAUUGCCCUUGAUGUGGCUUCACUUCAAUAUGAGACUGUGUUCAACCCACCUUUUUAUCUCUGUUAACAAUGUUCCUGAUAAUGUACUAUAAAAUAAUGUAUCAUAACGGUUCUAUGCACUGAUGUAUAUUGUAUACUAUUUAACCGAUGAACUUUGACCUCACUUGCCAAGUUAUGACAUACCUGUUAUUUAGUAGCUGUGGUGAUGUUGUUGGAUAUCCCUUGGAUGCUUGUUUAUUUCAGCUGUGUAUUUUAAGUAAAGACCUGCAAGGAGCUGUGUCCAACUGUGUAUUAAACUGAUGAGGUGGAUAAGGGUUGUUCAUUCAAUUUUGUUCUCAUGUCAACUGAGUUUAGAAAACUUUGUUUUUACAAACCAUCUGAAUGAAAAAAGUUUUUUUUUUUUCAUUACUUUAAGUGUGCAUCAAGUCCAACAAAAGUUAUGUAGAAUAUUACGAUUACUAGAUCUAUUAAGUUCAACUACCCUACAAAGUUUUGAGAACUCAAGUCUUAUCUCCUAUGCAUUAUGUGUAGUCAAAUUAGUAAUUUUUUAUAUUUCCUUAUAAACUAUUUACAAUUCAUUCAACAUUAGGUUUUGUAAAAUUACCUAAAAGUCUAUUUUUAAAAAUUUGAAAUUUUUGUGAAACAAAAAAAAAUAUUGAAACAAAACCAAUGUCUGGUGUAAAUAUUCACUUGGUGUUCAUGUGAGCCCAUAGGGCAGUGAAUGUAUGCCCACCAGUUGGAAUGUUUGUGUUUGUAGUACUUACCCACCAGUUGGAAUGUUUGUAGUAGUUAUAGCUCUGUUUAGAACUUCAUCUUGUAGAGAAUGUAUUCUAAUAUUUGGUCUUGGUGUAUAGUGACUUUCUUUUAAGAAAUAUAUGUAUAUGUUGAGAAAAUGUGUAACUGAGGCAUGACAGAACUUGGAUGUUACUGUCCAAGACUUGAAAAUUGACAUCUUUCCAGAGCUGUUAAGAUCCUCAUACAUUGAGCUGUGUUACUAAGGUCAAUUGAAUGUAUGGUACCAAACUCUUUAUUAGCCAGCAUGUUGUAUAGCAUUGUAUACAUUGGAACAUGGAAGGAGCACAUUUUAUGUAGAAGAAAGCAGCUUGUUGUCAAUGAAUCAAAGAUUGUGUGUGAAUGAUUAUUUCUUUUCAAUUCUAUACAUGCAAGCUAUGAUGUCAACUGAAACUUAAUUUUGUAAUAAUUUUUUUUUUGUAAAAUAAAUCUUUUCUUGUUAAAAGCGAAA
Molecule: messenger RNA, 5711 nt
Organism: Biomphalaria glabrata
Lineage: Eukaryota; Metazoa; Mollusca; Gastropoda; Planorbidae
Product: cytoplasmic protein NCK2-like
Exons: 5
Coding region: 505-1782 (425 amino acids)
Molecular function (GO): protein binding
Source: RefSeq, a predicted model, not a curated record